AUGAUUUUGCAUUUCCGGGGAGAGAACUGUAUGUAAACAAUACAGAUCUCUCCUCUAUCAGCUCCUAGACACUGCUUUGGAUGGCUCUGCAUAGCAGAGCCAUGCAAAGAAGGUGCUUACAGUGGAAAGCACUAGCACAGCACACACUAAAACAGCACACGGUUAACCCGUUGAUCGCCCCACAUGUUAACCCCUUCCUACCUGGUGCCAUAAGCACACUGUCAGUGCUUUUUUUUAGCACUGAUCACUGUAUUGGUGUCACUGGGGAUAUCAGUGACACCAAGUCAGUUCCCCCCAAUGUCAGAAUGCCCGCCACAGUCCCG
Messenger RNA from Staurois parvus, 323 nucleotides. NCBI's taxonomy places the organism in Eukaryota, Metazoa, Chordata, Amphibia, Anura, Ranidae. The record is from the annotation of a GenBank genome assembly.